ACUAAAAAAACGGAAACAGUAAAAAUUAACAUUUUCUUUGAAGAUAAAUCAUAUAAAUGGAAACAGUAACAAUUAAACAUUUCCUUUGAAGAUAAAUCAUAACAAAAGGUUCAUCAAAGAUGAAGGGGUACAUUCUUGCCUUAGUACUAUUGCUGUUUAAUGUGAUCAAUGCCUUAUCAUAUCCGGAUCCUAUCGUCAAAUUACUCAGAAAACGCAGAAGCCAGAUUUCAGAAAACUGGGGAGACGAUUCACCCUCAAUUCUGUUGCAACCAACUUAUGAUAGUGAACAUAAUAUUGCAGAUUAUCUCCUUCACCUUUCUAAACAAUCCCGUUUAUUAGAAUCUCCUCUUCCUGUUGCUGGUGAUAAUUAUUAUCAUGAAGAUAAUCGUCUUCUCCAGUAUAAACCUCCCCCCUUUCUACCUAGCUACAAAUUGUCAGGACAAAAUUAUAACAUCUUGCCAUAUCGAGACUUCUAUUCUUCCUUCUCCCAUUCUGAACAAUCUUCUUCACUGCAAUCUUCUUUUCUGUACGAUGAUAAAUAUAAUCGCUUACUUAAUCGAUUCAACCCAUUUCAACCCAGCGACGGAUUGUAUGGUAAAAAUAAAUUACCCUUUCUAAGCUCAGAUCUUCUUAAUGAUUAUAACCUUUUGCCAUAUCGACACUAUGAUCCUUACUUUAUCUAUUCUAAACAAUCCCCUGCAUUUCUGCCUUUUUUCGUCAACGUUGAUAAAUACAAUCGCUUCCCUAAUCGAUUCAACCCAUUUCAACCCAGCGACGGAUUGUAUGGUAAAAAUAAAUUACCCUUUCUAAGCUCAGAUCUUCUUAAUGAAUAUCUCUGCAUUCUCCUGUAUGGAAAAAAUAAAGUACCCUUUCUAAGCUCAGAUCAUCUUAAUGAUUAUAACCUUUUGCCAUAUCGACACUAUGAUGCUUACUUUACCUAUUCUAAACAAUCUCCUGCAUUUCUGCCUUUUUUCGUCAACGUUGAUAAAUAUAAUCGCUUCCCUGACCAAUUCAACCCAUUUCAACCCAGCGACGGAUUGUAUGGAAAAAAUAAAGUACCCUUUCUAAGCUCAGAUCUUCUUAAUGAUUAUAACCUUUUGCCAUAUCGACACUAUGAUCCUUACUUUAUCUAUUCUAAACAAUCUCCGGCAUUUCUGCCGUUUUUCGUCAACGUCGAUAAAUACAAUCGCUUCCCUAAUCGAUUCAACUCAUUUCAACCCAGCGACGGAUUGUAUGGAAAAAAUAAAGUACCCUUUUUAAGCUCAGAUCUUCUUAAUGAUUAUAACCUUUUGCCAUAUCGACACUAUGAUCCUUACCUUAUCUAUUCUAGACAAUCUCCUGCAUUUCUGCCUUUUUUCGUCAACGUUGAUAAAUACAAUCGCUUCCCUAAUCGAUUCAACCCAUUUCAACCCAGCGACGGAUUGUAUGGAAAAAAUAAAGUACUCUUUCUAAGCUCAGAUCUUCUUAAUGAUUAUAACCUUUUGCCAUAUCGACACUAUGAUCCUUACUUUAUCUAUUCUAAACAAUAUCCGGCAUUUCUGCCGUUUUUCGUCAACGUCGAUAAAUACAAUCGCUUCCCUAAUCGAUUCAACCCAUUUCAACCCAGCGACGGAUUGUAUGGAAAAAAUAAAGUACCCUUUCUAAGCUCAGAUCUUCUUAAUGAUUAUAACCUUUUGCCAUAUCGACACUAUGAUCCUUACCUUAUCUAUUCUAGACAAUCUCCUGCAUUUCUGCCUUUUUUCGUCAACGUUGAUAAAUACAAUCGCUUCCCUAAUCGAUUCAACCCAUUUCAACCCAGCGACGGAUUGUAUGGAAAAAAUAAAGUACCCUUUCUAAGCUCAGAUCUUCUUAAUGAUUAUAACCUUUUGCCAUAUCGACACUAUGAUCCUUACCUUAUCUAUUCUAGACAAUCUCCUGCAUUUCUGCCUUUUUUCGUCAACGUUGAUAAAUACAAUCGCUUCCCUAAUCGAUUCAACCCAUUUCAACCCAGCGACGGAUUGUAUGGAAAAAGUAAAGUACCCUUUCUAAGCUCAGAUCUUCUUAAUGACUAUAACCUUUUGCCAUAUCGACACUAUGAUCCUUAUUUUAUCUAUUCUAAACAAUCUCCGGCAUUUCUGCCUUUUUUCGUCAACGUCGAUAAAUACAAUCGCUUCCCUAAUCGAUUCAACCCAUUUCAACCCAGCGACGGAUUGUAUGGAAAAAAUAAAGUACCCUUUCUAAGCUCAGAUCUUCUUAAUGGUUAUAACCUUUUGCCAUAUCGACACUAUGAUCCUUACUUUAUCUAUUCUAAACAAUCUCCGGCAUUUCUGCCGUUUUUCGUCAACGUCGAUAAAUACAAUCGCUUCCCUAAUCGAUUCAACCCAUUUCAACCCAGCGACGGAUUGUAUGGAAAAAAUAAAGUACCCGUUCUAAGCUCAGAUCUUCUUAAUGAUUAUAACCUUUUGCCAUAUCGACACUAUGAUCCUUACCUUAUCUAUUCUAGAAAAUCUCCUGCAUUUUUGCCUUUUUUCGUCAACGUUGAUAAAUACAAUCGCUUCCCUAAUCGAUUCAACCCAUUUCAACCCAGCGACGGAUUGUAUGGAAAAAAUACAGUACCCUUUCUAAGCUCAGAUCUUCUUAAUGAUUAUAACCUUUUGCCAUAUCGACACUAUGAUCCUUACCUUAUCUAUUCUAGACAAUCUCCUGCAUUUCUGCCUUUUUUCGUCAACGUUGAUAAAUACAAUCGCUUCCCUAAUCGAUUCAAGCCAUUUCAACCCAGCGACGGAUUGUAUGGAAAAAAUAAAGUACUCUUUCUAAGCUCAGAUCUUCUUUAUGAUUAUAACCUUUUUCCAUAUCCUUGUUUCUUCGAUUCUAAACAACCUCUUUUACUUCCUCCUUAUUUUCUAGACGAUUAUAAGUACGAUGUCUCGCCUAAGCAACUCCAUCCAUUACUACCUAGCUACAAAUGGCCUGGAGAGAAUAAAACACCCUUUCUAAGCUCAGAUAUUAUUGGUAGUGAUGACCUUCCACAAUUUAGAGAUGGUUUUCUCCUUCCUGCUCCUUAUGACAAUGAAUACAGUAUCCUAUCUAAACAAUCCAGCAGAUGGUAUCGCUCUGAAUAUUCUGGUAGCCAGUUUCGAUCACCCUUUCUGAAAGAUCAACUUUAGCCAUACUUACAACUGCAGGCGCCAUGGAUGGAGGGUAUGGAAUUUUUCUUGGGUUUAUAAUAAAUCUCGUAGUUAUCCGUA
This is a messenger RNA of Diabrotica virgifera virgifera (western corn rootworm), 3227 nucleotides long. RefSeq lists its product as uncharacterized. The coding region runs from base 120 to 3146 and encodes 1008 amino acids. NCBI's taxonomy places the organism in Eukaryota, Metazoa, Arthropoda, Insecta, Coleoptera, Chrysomelidae. The transcript is spliced from 2 exons. The record is from RefSeq and is a predicted model, not a curated record.